AUGAGAUCUAGGCCGCUCAUCUUAGGAUACCUUAAGAUGAGAUUAAGAGAAAGAUUAGAGUGUCACCCUCAUAGAGAAUCUGGACAAUCCAUUAAGAGAGUUGAUUAUUAAUCAUAAUCUUCUAUUAGAGGGGCUUAAUUCUCAAGAGGAUUAAGGCAUUUUGCCUCCCUCUUGGAGGACGCUUUUUGGCUCUCUCUCUAGUAGUGGCUAGUCGAAGGAAACAAGAAGAAAAUUAAUGCCUGGUCAAUAGUAUUUUCAUGCCCAAGAUCAUUGUGGAGAAGAAAUUACCUAGAGCGCAUCAAGAUCAUAAUGAAUCAAGCAUCACUCAGCCUAGGACUGACAUACAAUGAGGUUUGUGUAAGAUCUAAAUUUGGGGCAUCUUUUUAGUCAUCUCCAUUGAUAGAUUAACUUUUAAUUCGAAUUAGUUUUAUCAUUUAUUCUGUCAUUUCAUUACAUUAAAUUCAUUCUCUUCCUUUUACCACACUUUCCAUAUCUCUUGUUUUCACCUUUUUAUAUUUAAUUAUGCCCUUCACAAUCUCAAGUAUCUGUUUAUAUACCUAAGAAAGAAAAUAGAUAAAAAUCUUACUUUCAUUACCCAUGCUCUCUAAGGAUCAACCAUUACUUAUCUGAAAUACAAAAGUGAGGUUUUAUAAAUAUUAUUUGCAUCAACUUAGUUGCAUCAUGAUGACAUAUUUAACCUCUAAAUUUAAUUCAUCAAAAAUCUUAGAGAUAGAAGAAAUUUUCUCCAUAUGAUUCAUCUUUAAGUACAAAAGUUUUGAACGAAUAAAACCUUGCUCACUUCAAUAAGGCUAACCACACUCUUAUUAAGGAAAACUUUAGUAUGAAUAGAAUAUACAUGCAUAUUUUUUUAUCUUUUUACUAUGAGAGAAUUUUCCUAAAAUGUAGAUCACAUUGAAAGAAACCAAUGAGAAGAAAAGAGAAGAGGCCAUAGAAGCUUGAUAAUAUGUUGAUUAUCAUGUGGAAAGUGUAAAUCUUAUGAUCUACCAUGUUAUCAUAAUAAAAAAUAAAAAUUUCUUAUUUGUUUGAAUAUUUCAUGAAGUUUAAUAUUUUAUAAAAAAUUUCAGAGUUUUCUUCUGAGUUUUACAAUCAUAAGAAAUUUUUUACUAAUAUAUGAGAAUUUUAAGAAUUUUUAAUAUCUUUUUAUGAUUUUUAGGAAGUCGAGAGACACUUCUACAAAUGAUAUUUCAUCUGAAGAUAAUGCGACAUAAUCAAGGGUUGAGGCGCUAACAAGCGAUAUCACCAAAUGAGGAGAUCGGAAACUAUCAAGAGUGUGUCUACACAAUCGACAGUAGGUGGCAAAUACUUACUAAGCGUGUAAAGGAUCUCAACAUUAAGGAAGAUCCUAUGGCUACAACAAAAUUUCUAAAUCCAACACAUCAUAUCAACUUAAGAGGAAACCAACUCUCACCCUAUUUUAUUGCAGCCAAAAGGACAAAAAGACCCUCACACACUCACAGCCAUAGAUCAGAUGAGCUCAGAUGAACCAGCUCACGAGAAGGCAAAUAUUAGUCCUACAUGUGUAAUCUCAUCCCUCGUGUAA
Messenger RNA from Spirodela intermedia, 1561 nucleotides. The record is from the annotation of a GenBank genome assembly. NCBI's taxonomy places the organism in Eukaryota, Viridiplantae, Streptophyta, Magnoliopsida, Alismatales, Araceae.